UUUCAUGAAGGACAAAACCAUUUGUGAAACUUCAAGGUCUAGUUCCCGCAUGCCAGCCUCCUAUCAAAAAGCUACAAAGAAUGCAACAGAAAUGAAUGAGCAGAAAGUGAUCUAUGUAGACCUGAAAUUUCAAACUCCUUCCAAGCACCAGAAGAAAAAGACACCUAAGAACACCAGGGACAAAGAUUCUUCUGCUCUGGCUCCUGCAUGGAGGCUCAUAGCAGGGAUUUUGGGGAUCUUCUGCUUGGCUUUGCUCAUAGCAGUGGGGGUCUUGGCUGUGAAUGUUUUUCAGAUCUCACUUGUACCAUGUAGACAGCAAGAUAACCACACCCAGCACUGGGAAAUUAUCCAAGGUAAGAAUGGAAAACUGCCAAUGGCUUUAAACAGGAAAGAUACAGGGUGGAAGUUUCUUUGUCCAGAAAAUUGGUUUCCCCAUGGAGAGAAAUGUUACCACUUUUCUACAGAAUCCAAACCUUGGCUGGAAAGUCGAAAAGCCUGCUCUUCUCAUGGCUCCAGACUCCUCCUGAUAGAAAACAAAGAAGAGCUGGAUUUCAUAAGCCCUCUCGCAACUUUUAGCUGGAUAGGAUUAUCACGUGAUAAGACCGACAGACCCUGGAUGUGGGUGAAUGGCACAGCUUUCUCCACCGACCAGUUUGCAGUAAAGAAAGGAUACAUUGAUGGUAAUUGUGCACGUGUCACAGGUGGAGAGCUCUCCUCUGGUCCAUGCAAAGAUGAAAACCGCUAUAUUUGUGAGCAGCUGUUUUUUUUGCCAAAGCCUGACAUAUCGGCAUCAGAUGGAUAA
Messenger RNA from Chelonoidis abingdonii (Abingdon island giant tortoise), 802 nucleotides. The record is from RefSeq and is a predicted model, not a curated record. NCBI's taxonomy places the organism in Eukaryota, Metazoa, Chordata, Testudines, Testudinidae.